Messenger RNA from Dromaius novaehollandiae (emu), 1041 nucleotides. RefSeq names its product chromosome transmission fidelity factor 8 (gene CHTF8). Gene Ontology annotation, biological process: mitotic sister chromatid cohesion. NCBI's taxonomy places the organism in Eukaryota, Metazoa, Chordata, Aves, Casuariiformes, Dromaiidae. Gene Ontology annotation, cellular component: Ctf18 RFC-like complex. The transcript is spliced from 3 exons. The coding region runs from base 289 to 663 and encodes 124 amino acids. The record is from RefSeq and is a predicted model, not a curated record.
GCGCCCGGAACCGGAAGUGCGGCGCGGCGGGAGAUUCGGCUUGUUGCCGGGUGACCGGGAAACCCGCCCCGCCCCGCCCCGGCCGGGGCCGCGCGCCGGUGAGGUGGGGGCCGGAGCGGGAGGAGGCGGCGGACCGGGGGCCGGUCCCGGGAGCGGGGUGCGGAGGCCCCAGGGGGCCCGGCCCGGCCCCGGUGUCCCCGGAGCCGCUAGGCCGCACCGGCGGCCCGCGGGACCGGGCAGGGGCGGGGGGUGCGCGGAGCCGCCGCGGCGCCCUGCAGCCCCCGGAACAUGGUGCAGAUCGUGAUCUCCAGCGGCGGGGCCGGCGGCCCGGCGGAGUGGGUGCUGGUGGAGCUCCAGGGCGAGGUCGAGCCCCGCGGCGGCGGCGGGCUGGCGGGGAGCCUCCUGGGUGACCUGCACUACACGAGAGAGGGGGCUCCCGUGCUCAUCGUGGGCCACCACAUCCUCUACGGGAAGCUGGUGCAGCUGGAGAAGCCCUUCGCGGUGCUGACGAAGCAGGGCCCCCCCGGUGAGCACAGCCCCCCCGACGAGCACAGCCCCCCCGGGGCGCCCGCCCGCUACGCCCUCACCGCCCUCAUCCGGACCAAGCUGCUCUUCAAGACCCGCCCCAAGCCCAUCAUCACCAACGUGCCCAAGAAGGUGUGAGGGCCCCCGCGCCCCCCCACCCCAAGAGACUGGCCGCUGCACCGGUGAGCUGCGCUCAGCCCAGCCCGACCUGCACUGCCAUCUCACGUCACCCUCUAAGAGCGGCCCCGAGAGCUGCUGGCGCAGGCAGAGUAGGGGGGACCCGGCCCCAGACCCCCCCUGCCACUCCGUGGGGCAGCCCUUGAGCCCCCCCCACCGCCCGGGGGGGCUGCUGUGGGGCUGGAGCAGCAGGAGCGGGGCACUGAUUUCCCUCACACACACACACGCAGCAGCCUUCCUCUGUGCAAGUCUUUAUUGUGACAAACCCGUCGGGAUACAAAACCAGACCUUUAAAAUAUGAAAAAACGCAGAUUAAAAAAUAAAUAGUUUUACAAACAA